Messenger RNA from Sesamum indicum (sesame), 1305 nucleotides. RefSeq lists its product as uncharacterized. The record is from RefSeq and is a predicted model, not a curated record. Lineage: Eukaryota; Viridiplantae; Streptophyta; Magnoliopsida; Lamiales; Pedaliaceae.
AUUUCCUACAUCCAUAUCUAUAUCUGUAUCUAUAUCUAUAUAUAUAUAUAUAGAUAUGUAACUGUAUCUCAGCAUGGAAGCGGUAUAGUUGAGACAGCAAUUGCUGAGAUUUUCUUAGGCAUAAUUAUCUGUUGUUUUUAUUUUUUAUUGUGGGUUUGGUUGUUGCGUAGCAGUUGUAAAUACACUGUACGUACAUACAUAUCUAUCUAGGAUGCGCAGCAUGGCGAGCUCACCCUCGCCGAAAGGCAUCGCCGCCAUUGUCGGCGUUGGAGCCCAGCUCGGCCGUUCCAUCGCCCGUAAAUUCGCUCACGAAGGCUACACCGUCGCCAUCCUCGCCCGCGACCUAGGUAGGUUAUCGAGAUUUGCAGACGAGAUAGCGAGGGAAGAAAAGGCGCAAGUGUUCGCGAUCCGAAUUGACUGCUCGGACUCGCGGAGCAUAAAGGAUGCGUUCGAGGGGGUUCUCUCUUUGGGUUUCGUCGAAGUUUUAGUCUACAACGCCUACCACCCAGUAUCGUGGACCCCCACCAGCUUCACUGGCAUCCGCCUCGACCAUUUCGAGAAAUCACUCGCCGUUUCCUCCGUCGGCGCCUUCCACUGCGCACAACAGGUGUUGCCUGGAAUGGUGGAUAGAGGGAGAGGGACGAUUCUUUUAACGGGUUGCUCAGCCUCGCUCAACGGCAUUGCCGGUUACUCGGAUUUAUGUUGUGGGAAAUUUGCAUUGAGAGCCUUAUCACAAUGCCUGGCUCGAGAGUUCCAGCCACUUGGAGUACACGUGGCUCAUGUCAUCAUCGACGGCAUCGUCGGCCCCCCUAGGGGCAGCAGUAUGCCGUCAACUUCGCACCACAGAUCGUCGACGUCUUCUGUUGGUGAACAACAACACAGUGGAGGAGGGGACGGUUACAUGGACCCUGAUGUUCUGGCUCAAACAUACUGGCAAUUGCAUGUUCAGGACAGAUCAACCUGGACCCAAGAGAUGGAUCUCCGCCCUGGCGGCCCCAGGCUCUUGUGAGACAAUGCAUCUCCAAAGUUGUUAGUUGUUACCAUUCUUCAUCAGUCUAGUUGAUUGCUUAUCAGAUUAAGUUAUCACAAUAUGUUUACACAAGUUAAAGUAACCAUGUCAUGUGAUAUUUCAUGUUAGUUCAAAUUUCUUGAAUGCUGGUGUGGACUCUCCGUACUAGCGUUUUCAAUGCUUUGACUAGUGUAUGUCGUAUGAUUGUGAAGUCUAGAAAAUUGAUUAGUUGUGGCCUUGCUAAGUGUGUGUAAUUUUCUCGAAUCUAAUAAAGGUGGUAUGAUAUUAUCAUCUCA